GGCAGGGCGUACAGCUCUGAUGUUGCUGAUAACCGCGUUGUGAGUUUGACUCUAUUUUUAACGCCGGAAUGGUGACAACGAGUAGUAAAAAGAUAGUGUGAGCUGAUCUGUCCUGCGCUCCACGAUGGCGUCUGAGUCGGUGAAGGUGGUGGUUCGAUGCCGGCCUCUGAACAACCGAGAGAAGACACUCAACUGUAAGAUGGUUGUGUCUGUUGAUUGCAGCCGCUGCCAAUGUUUCAUCGAGAAGCCCGGAGCCGCCGAGGAGCCGCCCAAGCAGUUUACGUUUGACGGGACGUACUUCAUCGAUCAGACCACUGAGCAGAUGUACAACGAGAUUGCAUAUCCUCUGGUGGAGGGUGUCACUGAAGGAUACAACGGCACCAUUUUCGCUUACGGACAAACAGGAAGUGGAAAAUCCUUCACCAUGCAGGGUGUGUCAGACCCCCCAGCUCAGAGAGGGGUCAUACCAAGAGCUUUCGAGCACAUCUUUGAGACCAUCCAGUGUGCAGAAAACACAAAGUUCCUUGUGCGAGCCUCCUACCUUGAGAUCUACAAAGAGGAAAUCAGGGACCUUCUGGGAAAAGACACUAAACAGAAGCUGGAGCUGAAGGAGCAUCCAGAGCAAGGAGUAUAUGUGCGAGACCUCUCCAUGCACACGGUGCACAGUGUGGGGGAGUGUGAGCGGAUCAUGGACCUGGGCUGGAAAAAUCGCUCAGUGGGGUACACACUCAUGAACAAAGACUCUUCCCGCUCACAUUCCAUAUUCACCAUCCACCUGGAGAUCUGCAACACAGAUGCUGCUGGUGAAGACCACUUACGUGCUGGAAAGCUCAACUUGGUGGACCUGGCUGGCAGUGAACGCCAAUCCAAGACCGGUGCUACAGGAGACCGUCUUCAGGAAGCCACCAAGAUCAACCUGUCCCUGUCAGCACUGGGCAAUGUCAUCUCAGCACUGGUGGAUGGACGCUCCAAGCACAUUCCUUACCGUGACUCCAAGCUUACUCGCCUCCUUCAGGACUCGUUAGGUGGCAACACACGCACCCUUAUGGUAGCCUGCCUCAGCCCCGCUGACAACAACUAUGAAGAGAGCCUGAGCACACUGCGCUACGCCAACCGUGCCAAGAGCAUCCAGAACCGUCCACGCAUCAACGAGGACCCCAAGGAUGCACUACUGCGCCAGUACCAGGAGGAGAUCAAACAGCUGAAGGCGCUUGUCUCCGGUCAGCUCGGGACUGCAAACCUCAACUCUUUGCUAGCAGGUCAGAGGUCACAGGGGUGCGCAGGCAUCCAGUCCAGACCACAGAGCAGCGAGAAGGAGAAUAUAAAACAGGAUUAUGAGGAGAAGCUUGCCAGACUGCAGGCGGACUACAAUGCGGAACAGGAAUCCAAAGCUAAGCUCCAGGAGGACAUCGCAGCCUUGAGAAUGUCUUAUGAGACCAAGCUGUCUAACCUGGAGAGAGCAAAAGCUCCCCAAGCAUGUGACUCCACCACAGAGGUCAGUCCUGUCAACGGAGCCACCCCAGAGCCCUCAGAAACGUCCCAGGACAUGUUACCGGAGAGUGAACCAAACAAGGGAGGUAUUACGGCAGGUCCGGGGGGAGAGCCCGGAGUUCCAGACUCAGCAGUUGUUGCUACGCCAGGCCCACUGGAUCGGAAACAUGUUUUGGAAAGGCUUCAUCAGCUAGAGCAGGAGUUUGUCGGGGGCGAGCAGGCGAAAAACGAGGAGCUGAGGCAGAGGAGGAGGCAGAGGAAGAGUCUGGCUAACCAGAGGAAGAAGCAGCUGAUCGAGGCUCUGAGUCAGUACAGCGAGGACAGCGACAUCGUGCUGCUGAAUGUCUACGACUCCAUCCAGGAGGAGGUACACGCCAAGAACAGACUGCUGGAGAACACGCAGAGCAAGUUAAAAGCUGCCAAGUUGGAGAUCCGAGAUCUACAGGUGGAGUUUGCGGCUGAGCGUGAUGACUACCUGGCCUCCAUCAGACGUCUGGAACGUGAAACGCAGCUUCUGCAGGGCCUCCUGGAGCGCACGGUGACGCUGGUGCGCAGGGACUGCAACUACAGCAACCUGGAGCGCCUGAGGAAGGAGGCAGUGUGGGAUGAAGAGAGCGGCGUGUGGAGGCUGCCCGAGGUGCUGGUGCAGAAAACAGCGCUACCUGCAGCAGUGCCUUCAUCAGCAGCCAGCAGCUCUUCCAGACUCCCAGGACGCAGGAACUCGGCCUCGGACCCAGCAGCAGAGACUUUCCUGGAGGAGGAGGACCGUUAUAAGGAGAUGCUAAACCGCAGUGACAGUGAAAACAUCGCAAGUAACUACUUCAAGAUGAAGAGGGCCAAUCAGAUUUUAUCAGGAGAGUCCAUGAAGAACGUUGCCAGUCACUCUGCCGUUCCAGGAAACAGCCCGUCGCAUCUAAACUCCUGCGGAUCAAACUCCUCUGGAGAGGCCCUCCUUCCUCGCCCGUUUCGCCUGGAGUCUCUGGGUAUCGUGCCCACCAACAGCAAAGCCAAAAGGAAGAAGAGCAAGAUGUCUGUGUCCUGUGAUGGCACCUGA
Molecule: messenger RNA, 2545 nt
Organism: Neoarius graeffei (lesser salmon catfish)
Lineage: Eukaryota; Metazoa; Chordata; Actinopteri; Siluriformes; Ariidae
Gene: kif17
Product: kinesin family member 17
Exons: 15
Coding region: 125-2545 (806 amino acids)
Biological process (GO): microtubule-based movement
Molecular function (GO): microtubule motor activity; ATP binding; microtubule binding
Source: RefSeq, a predicted model, not a curated record